This is a messenger RNA of Effrenium voratum, 2277 nucleotides long. The record is from the annotation of a GenBank genome assembly. Lineage: Eukaryota; Dinophyceae; Suessiales; Symbiodiniaceae.
AUGGCAAGCGACAUGUCUGCCAAGAUGGAUCAGCUGGAGUCAUUCAGUGCUGGGGGCACUGCUCCAAAGAGGGCUGUAGACAAGCCGCCUGCAGACAACAGGAAGAGACAACGUGUAGACGGCAACCGGUACAACUUCAAGCAUCUUGCCAGGCCAGAGGCGCAAGACUUCGAAGGACCUUUGGAGUUCAUGCAGGUGGACAUCGACUACUACACCAAGGCACCUGACAGUCGCUUCCAGAACGCAGAGAACCCGCAUAAUGCCGACACGGCUGUGCCAGUCUUGCGGAUGUAUGGCGUGAGUGAGGAGGGCCACAGCGUCCUUGCGCACAUCCACGGCUUUGAGCCCUACUUUUACGUCGAGUGCCCGCAGGAGCUGCAGAACCCCGCUGGCAUGGCCGCGUUCCAGCAGGCCCUGGAGAGCCUGCUGGCCAACUCGGGGUGUCGCGACAGGGCAAAUCCCUACGUGAGGAAGGUCGAGCUGGUGCAGCGUUCCACCCUCAUGCGUUGGCAGGGCUCCAACGAGCACUCCUGGUUUCUGCGAGUGACUGUGGCCGUUCCCAGCCUGGUGGCGACAUGUCGGGGUAAGCUGGAGGCCGGUUUUCCGCUCAAUGGGCACGGGUACUUCCCGGCCAGCACGUCGUAUGAGACCAACAUCCCUUUCGCUCUGCGUUUCAUGAUCGAUCGCGCACUUGCUGGUGGUGGCUGGGUGGUGGCUGAGCACACCUUCCGUAGAUCAGGCCGUGACAGCGUGAGCCUUUGCCAGCUGGAGGUGGACAUGCACUACUCUGAGCUACGGCCACAGGAGAAACUGCACAUUGCUCCCCUCCGUAUCCUCUCCUUCGAUAUUGAGUGCUACAACCCCGAGGGAAAGGGCUUCCCCAAAGCAGACAGCAGCCCAGUGAUCCAGAUCGCCGUCUACUUGAAGGUUCAUGGCUGCGAGAAACCGCUGUCUCAUGCGAUUUGGACGCUGAACACCUGUAACGCCAUCGCAGGUGCAACAGUCUACCCCUUCGAGACGGAGGAAGAGCUGCUGCUGAGCUUCCGGCAAUUUCUGCAGGACGUCGACCCAGAUGUGAUCACUGGCUACAACAUCAACAACUUUGACUUGCCCUACCUCCUGGACCGCGCGGAGACCAAGGGCAUCAGCUACCAGUUCUGCAAGUUGGGGCGCCUGAACGACCUCUGCCGCAAGCGCAUCAACAACUUUGGCGGCCGCGAGUCCAUAGAGAUCAAUAUUGAUGGCAGAAUCAAUUUCGACAUGCUGACAGUCAUCCAGAAGGAGCAGAAACUGAGCUCGUACUCCUUGAACGCGGUCUCCGCAGAGUUUUUGGGAGAGCAGAAGGAGGACGUCCACCACAGCAUGAUCGGAGGGCUCUUCCUGGAAAGUGCUGACACCCGGCGCCGUUUGGCCGUGUACUGCCUCAAGGAUGCCUAUCUCCCCAUGCGGUUGAUGGAGAAGCUUCUUUGUAUGUACAACUAUGUUGAGAUGGCGAGGGUGACCGGCACUCCCAUCAACUUCUUGCUGAACCGCGGGCAGAUGAUCAAAGUGCAGUCUCAGCUCCUGCGAAAAGCGCGUGAGUGUGACUUCGUGAUGCCCACAAUGAAGUCGGAAGCCUCCAAUGACAAGUUUGAGGGGGCGACCGUGCUGGAUCCUUUGACAGGAUACUAUCCGCAGCCCAUUGCCACGCUCGAUUUCGCAUCCCUGUACCCUUCAAUCAUGAUGGCGCACAACCUCUGCUACUGCACUCUGCUGAAGCCGGAGCAGGUCAAGGAUCUCCAGCCAGAGGACUACACAAAGACCCCGAGUGGAUGCUACUUCUUGAAGAGCUCCAAGCGACGAGGAUUGCUGCCAAUGAUCUUGGAAGAGCUUCUGGCCGCCAGAAAGCGUGCCAAGAAGGCGAUGGCGGAGGCCGAGGAUCCGUUGACCAAGUCGGUUCUCAACGGCAGACAGCUGGCGCUGAAAGUCUCCGCCAACUCGGUCUAUGGCUUCACAGGUGCCACGGUGGGCGUCUUGCCGUGCCUGGACAUCUCGUCCAGCGUCACCGCCUUCGGGCGGACCAUGAUUGACCACACCAAGAAGAUGGUGGAGGAGAAGUACUGCAUCGAGAAUGGCUAUGCCCACAAUGCGCAGGUCAUCUAUGGCGACACAGACUCCGUGAUGGUGAAAUUCGGAGUGGAUACUGUCCCAGAGGCCAUGCGCUUGGGCCAAGAGGCGGCAGAUUUGGUGAGUGCAACUUUCACCAAGCCAAUCAAGCUCGAGUUUGAGAAGAUCUGA